GGGAGGCAAAACAAUUCCUAUAAUUUUCAUUACACCAAAAUUUGGAUAACGACGAGUUGAUUUACAGAGAAUCAAAAUCAAAUCCACCUGCAAAUCCGCCAUUACCAACUACGCUAUCUCAGACAUACACACACAUCAAGAAGAAAGAGCUCACUCAUAAGUACACCAUGGUUUCUUUAGGAAUUGCAGUCGUAUCAAUGGCGAAACCCUCGUUUCUACGAGCCGAACAACACUUACCUUCUGAUCUCUCCGCCGCAACCUCUCCUGGAUUCGUCUCCUCUCGCCGCCGUGACCUCGUUUUUAUAGUCAAUCCUCGAGGUGCUAAUGGUCGGACGGGGAGAGAAUGGAAGAAAUUGCUACCGUAUCUUAGGUCUCGCCUCGGAAGUGAUUGUAAUAUAUGCGAAUCUUUGACUUCAGGUCCAUCUCAUGCGAUAGACAUAACAAGGGAGGCCAUACGUGAGGGUGCUGAUGCAGUGGUGGCAGUUGGGGGUGAUGGGACUCUUCACGAGGUUGUUAAUGGAUUCUUCUGGGGUGGAAAACUAGUUUCUAAACAUGAUUCUGAGGUUCCCCAUACAACAGCACUUGGUUUAAUCCCCUUGGGAACUGGAUCUGAUUUUGCAAGAACCUUUGGCUGGACAAAUGAUCCUGUUGACGCCAUUGAACGCAUAGUUAAAGGGUCUAGAUCGCGAAUUGAUGUAGGAGUAAUCACUAAAGAAGGUGGAGAUUUGCAUUACUUUAUAAAUGUUGCUGAUAUUCAUCUGAGUGCAAAAGCAGGCUAUCAUGCAUCUAAAUACAAAAGAUUUGGGAACUUGUGUUAUGUUAUUGGCGCAUUGCAAGCCUUUUUUGGGCAUAACAACCACGACCUAAAGAUUAGAGUUAAUGACGGGGAGUGGGAACUAAAUCCCCAGGUAACAGCUUUGUGCAUCGGAAAUGCUCAAUUCUUUGGUGGUGGAAUGAGGAUAACUCCCAAUGCCCAUCCUUCAAGUGGAAACUUUGAGGUGGUGAUACUUCAGGAUUUCAAAUGGUAUGACUUCGUUUUGAAAUUACAUAAGCUCUACAAUGGAACACAUUUGUCGGUGAAUAAUGUCUUGUCAAGAAGAGCGUUAUCGAUCGAAGUAGAGGAAGUCGUGGGCACCAACAGCAUUUACGUUCAAUCAGAUGGAGAGUUUCUGGGAUUCCUUCCAAGGAAGUUCUCGAUUCUGCCGGGUGUUAUCAGCAUGAUUUGCUGAAACCAAAUUUUCGAGAAUCAUACCGUUCUUCCUGAAGGAUUACUCGGUACCGUUUUUGCUACAAUGAAGGCGAGAUUAGACACCCGGAAAAGCAAUCAAAUCUAAGUUCAUAAGCAAGCUCCAACGGGUUUUUCCCCGAAAUGGUAAAAAGUAUUUAUUGCGUUCGAGUUAGAGUUGGCACUUGGCAAGACUCGGUUUUCGACUGAUUUGGUUUUUGAACUGUUUCGCUUCACAUGUCGUUUUCCAAACGAUCGAUAGUACUUAUGACACAAAAAUGCUUCUUUAUACCGUCUUAUAAAACAUUUAGGUAUAAUUGUUCUUAAA
Molecule: messenger RNA, 1553 nt
Organism: Cynara cardunculus var. scolymus (artichoke)
Lineage: Eukaryota; Viridiplantae; Streptophyta; Magnoliopsida; Asterales; Asteraceae
Product: sphingoid long-chain bases kinase 2, mitochondrial
Exons: 12
Coding region: 168-1229 (353 amino acids)
Biological process (GO): phospholipid biosynthetic process; protein insertion into mitochondrial inner membrane; phosphorylation
Cellular component (GO): TIM22 mitochondrial import inner membrane insertion complex
Molecular function (GO): ATP binding; kinase activity
Source: RefSeq, a predicted model, not a curated record